This is a messenger RNA of Ictalurus furcatus (blue catfish), 6116 nucleotides long. RefSeq names its product bromodomain and PHD finger containing, 1 (gene brpf1). Gene Ontology annotation, biological process: regulation of transcription by RNA polymerase II. The record is from RefSeq and is a predicted model, not a curated record. Lineage: Eukaryota; Metazoa; Chordata; Actinopteri; Siluriformes; Ictaluridae. Gene Ontology annotation, cellular component: MOZ/MORF histone acetyltransferase complex. The transcript is spliced from 16 exons. Gene Ontology annotation, molecular function: protein binding. The coding region runs from base 569 to 4399 and encodes 1276 amino acids.
AUGGCGAAUGUGUCAACACGCGCUCAUGGCUCCUAUACCCCCUUUUGUUCGUCAUAGCCAGUUCCUGUAUUAUUUUCUUUACAGUUAAAUCAAACGCGUUGUUUUAUUUUACUUUAUCCUUUUUUUAAUUUAAAUAACAGUUAUUUCAGCCACCCUUGACCAGAUUCAUAGAUAUACACGGAAGCGACCUGAAUGUAAAUUUCUUUGUGAUUAUCCUUGAUCGGAAGUGGCGACUGGAGCUCGCGCUGCGCUCGGUGACAAGCGCCUGGAGUAGUGAGUGUUGUUCCGUUCAUACCUGUAUCUGUUGGGAGAAUUAUUCGGUUAAAGAGCAAAUAUUUAAUGUAACCAUUAUGCAUGCGCAGUUUAACCUCGGUGUAUGUGGGACGCACGGGCAUCAAAUGCAAAUGGUAGAUUUUGCCGCGAAGGAAAGCAGUUAGCCUGACUGUUAGCCACUCUAUAUAGUAAUGCGGGUUGAUGCAGCAAAAGCAUGUUUGGAGUUGCAGUCUGUUUCCAGGACAAUAUUGUGGGAAAAUUCCAGAUGUAAGCUGAAAUAACGUGCGCCAACAGCAUGGGGCUGGACUUUGAUGUGAAAACAUUCUGCCACAACUUGCGUGCCACCAAGCCACCGUACGAAUGCCCGGUUGAGACCUGCCGUAAGGUCUAUAAGAGCUACAGUGGUAUCGAGUACCACCUGUACCACUAUGACCACGACAACCCACCUUCUGCUCAAGGAACGCCACAGAAGAAGCGCAAAGGUCGCCCAGCUCGUUCCUCGCUGCCCACCUCUGGAGAUGGCUCUGAACUUGGUAACGCCCACACUAUGCCUGGGCAUGGUGGAAUGCCAGGUAGCCCAGCAGAUAACUCUGACCACUCACAUUCCCCUGGGAGAGAUACGAUGACCUACGCUCAGGCUCAGCGCAUGGUGGAGCUGGAGAUCCACGGCAAAGUGCACCGACUCAGCAUCUUUGAGGACCUCGAUGUGGUGUCUGAGGAGGACAGUGAGGCUGAUGAUGGAGUAGGCGGGUCCACAACAUGCAAUGGUGAGAAUGGUGUCAGUGAAGGUGGGACCAAUGGAAAGGACAGACCCGACACCCCUGCUGCAGCCAAUGGGGGUAAAGGAGCGGGGGCAACACCCAAAGCGGGUAAGCACAAGAGUAAAGAAAAGAAGAAGGAUGGCAUGCAUCAUCAUGGAAAUCCACCAGGGCCAGCUGUCAAGUUGCCUGAGGCUGUGUUUCGAGAGCUGGAUCAAGAUAGGCCUGAUGCACCACCAAGACCGACAUCUUAUUACAGGUACAUAGAUAAAUCUGUGGAGGAGCUGGACGAGGAGGUGGAGUAUGACAUUGAUGAGGAAGACUACAUCUGGUUGGACAUUAUGAAUGACAAACGGCGUAGUGAUGGAGUGACGCCGAUCCCUCAGGAGGUGUUUGAAUACCUGAUGGAUCGGUUAGAAAAGGAGUCCUACUUUGAGAGCCACAACAAGGGCGAGCCGAAUGCACUGAUUGACGAGGACGCUGUGUGCUGCAUUUGCAAUGACGGCGAAUGCCAGAACAGCAACGUUAUCCUGUUCUGCGACAUGUGUAACCUGGCCGUGCACCAGGAGUGCUACGGCGUGCCUUACAUCCCAGAGGGCCAGUGGCUUUGCCGUCGCUGCCUGCAGUCACCCUCACGUGCCGUCGACUGUGCUCUAUGCCCUAACAAGGGUGGAGCCUUCAAGCAGACUGAUGAUGCUCGCUGGGCACACGUCGUGUGUGCAUUGUGGAUACCCGAGGUGUGCUUUGCCAACACGGUCUUCCUGGAGCCAAUCGACAGCAUUGAACACAUCCCGGCGGCGCGCUGGAAGCUGACAUGCUACAUAUGUAAGCAGCGAGGCGCUGGCGCAUGUAUCCAGUGUCACAAGGCCAACUGUUACACAGCUUUCCAUGUGACGUGUGCACAGCAAGCCGGGCUCUACAUGAAGAUGGAGCCUGUGCGCGAGACUGGCGCCAACGGCACCUCGUUCAGUGUGCGCAAGACGGCUUACUGUGACGUUCACACUCCACCCGGCACGGCCCGUCCGCUGGGGGGUGGAACCGGGAGUGGCUCCUCUCUCAGUGAGGCAGAGGACGAAGACGAGGAGGACGGUGGUGGAGUCGGAGAGGAGCGGGCCAAAAGGGCAAAGGCCAAAUCGAGGCGGAAGCUAAAGAGGGCAAGGAAGAUCCUAGCAGAGAAGAGGGCGGCUGCGCCUGUGGUGUCUGUGCCAUGCAUACCACCACACAGGCUAAGCAAGAUCACGUCCAAUCUGACAGUACCGAGGAAGAGUCAGUUCAUGCAGAGGCUGCAUGCCUAUUGGACCCUAAAGAGACAGAGUCGCAACGGUGUCCCUCUGCUGCGGCGCCUCCAGACACACCUACAGUCCCAACGCAAUGUCGAGCCUGUUCCUUCUAUAACCACGAAAGAUGGCGAGGAGAAGCAUACAGCGCUGAAAGAACAGCUGAAAGCAUGGCAGAGACUCAGGCAUGACCUGGAAAGAGCCAGACUUCUGGUGGAGCUCAUCCGCAAGCGAGAAAAACUCAAGAGGGAGGCGCUGAAGAUUCAGCAGUUAGCCUUGGAGAUGCAACUUACUCCAUUCCUGGCAUUGUUGAGGAGCACACUGGAACAGCUGCAAGAGCGAGACACCAGCAAUUUCUUCACUGAGCCUGUGCCACUGAAUGAGGUCCCUGACUACCUGGAUCAUAUUGAGCGGCCCAUGGAUUUCCAGACCAUGUGGACAAGUCUGGAGUCUCAUCACUAUCUUAGCUUCGAUACGUUCGAGGCUGACUUCCUGCUUAUCGUCAACAACUGCCUCAAAUACAAUGCCAAGGACACUGUGUUCUACCGGGCAGCAUUGAGGCUGCGGGAGGCAGGCAGUGGCAUCCUGCGACAGGCUCGGAGACAGGCCGAGCGAGUUGGCUAUGACUUUGACACAGGCAUGCACCUGCCCCGAGAGCCCAGCCCCGAAUCUCCACGUGAGCGAGAGAGAGAGAGGGAGAGAGAAAGAGAAAGGCAGCGGGAGAAGGAGAGAGAAAGAGAGCAGGACAGGGAAAGAGAGAGGUCCCCUUCUGUUAAUGAAGAUGACCUGCGGCGUUUGCCGCUGGAGGAACAGUUACGGGUCUUGCAGGCACGUUUCGAUGAUGUCAGCUCGGGGAAGCACAGCAUCGGCCGCUCGCGUCGAGCCAAAGCCCUGAGGAAGGAGAUGACAGUCAUUAAGCGCAAGCUAGCGCAUCAGCGAGAUGGUGGGUCCAGUGGGGGCAACCGAGAAUCAGGAGCAUCCGGAGAGCGUGGCUCUAACCUUGCACACCAUGCUUCAGGAGCCACAUGUCAUGACGAGGGAGGAGAGAGCAGCAGCCAGGAGAUUAGUGGAAAAGAUAUCACAGCUGCUGCCUCUACACUGGCAUCUGAAGUGGGCCGCCGAACCUCGAUCCUCUUCUCCAAAAAGAACCCAAAAGCCACAGGACCUCCGAAGCGUCCGGGCCGCCCCCCUAAAAGACGUGAUGCAAUACACAACUCUGGCGCAAUGGGCUCCAGUCCUGUAGGACCUCCACAGCUCCCUCUGAUGACCACAGCACGUCAGCGCAAGAGACCACGAAGCCCUCGCUCCAGUUCCAGCUCCGAGAGUGAGAGUGACAAUGAUCAUGUGGGCCUCGGUCUGCCUAGCAAUGGUUUCGAUGGUGGCAGUAAGCCUGUGACUGAGAGUUUCCUGGUGUAUAGGAAUGAGCCACGUUAUCCCCGCUCCAGCUCUGACUCAGAGUCUACAACCAGCAGUAGCAGCAGUGCCGCCUCUGACAGAACAAGUACCACUCCUUCAAAGCAGGGCCGUGGGAAGACUGCAUUCUCGCGCUCGACCUUUCAGGAGGACAGCAGUGAGGAAACCUCUGGAACAGAGAAUGACUCCUAUUCAGUGGGAGGGACCAGAGGAGUUUCACACUUGGUGCGAAGCCGGAGUAGGUCAGGUUGCUGGAUGGGCCCAACGGACUACACCACCCUAGAUGCCCUCGAUCUCGUAUGGGCCAAGUGUCGAGGAUACCCCUCUUAUCCUGCUCUGAUUAUUGAUCCCAAAAUGCCGCGGGAGGGCAUGUUCCAUAGAGGUGUGCCGAUCCCUGUUCCCCCUCUGGAGGUGCUCAAGCUGGGGGAGCAGAUGACCCAGGAAGCACGGGAGCAUCUAUUCCUAGUGCUGUUCUUUGACAACAAGAGGACUUGGCAAUGGUUGCCGCGCUCAAAGCUCGUACCUCUGGGUGUGGAUCAGGAGCUGGAUAAGGAGAAGAUGCUGGAAGGCAGGAAAUCCAACAUCAGGAAGUCGGUGCAGGUGGCGUAUCACCGCGCCAUGCAGCAUCGUAACAAAGUGCAGGGUGAUCCCAGCAGCGACACGAGCGAUAGUGACUGAAACACACACACACACACACACACACACACACACACACACACACAAGCAUACAUAAAUAAUGCUGAGAAAGCAUGCAUGAACACCUGAUAUGAUUAACUAUUCACACAGAUGUGACAUGCAUCACUGAUUCACAAACAAAGAUGGUAUGUGUACCUAGGUUUACAUUGAUGGAUGUCAUAGACACACACACACACACACACAAAUUCCAACACAGUAAUCCAUCUCUCUGGUGCUAAAUAUCUUUGGGCAUGGUGUUCGGUGUGUAUUGUGUUUUGUCAAGUCUCUAGUCUGUAUGUGUUUAAAUAUAUAAACUGGUAGAUUGUGUAGAGUCUCUUCUCCAUGCCGGAAAUAAAAGCGAACGGAAACACACUCGCAGUCACACACCUCACCUCACACUACAUUGUUCAAUGGAAAUUGGUGAACAUGUCUGGAAAUGGACAGUUUAAUGAUGGAAAUAAGAGUUAUCGAGCUCAUGAGUCAUGUGAGUUUGUAUCAACAAUCACCAACCCGACUCCAACAGAACCUACAAACAUAGCACAACUUUCAUGGUCACACCUUUGAAAGAAGCUGAUCAACACAGUACACAACAGAAAGUAGUUCAAGUGAAACCAGCCAAUACAGAUAAAUAUGAGCUAUAUGUGGGAACUGUGUCUGUGAAGAGGGAGAAAGAGAGUGAGUGUGUGUGUGCGCGUGCAUGUGAAUGUCCACAUAUGCAGGCUUAUGUUGCAAAUUGUAAGAUAGAAAUACUAUCUGCAGUUGUGUGUGUAAGAGAGAGGUUGAGGGUGUGUGUGUGUGCAUGUGUGAAAGGUGAGUGCGAGACACGAAGUGUGAGUGAAUGGUUGUGGAUAAAAUUGAGAUGUAAGUUAAUGCACAAUGUGCUGUCCUCACUUUAAACAGAGGAUGCAACUAAUUCCAGACUGAAGAAUCAUUGUUUAUUUAUUUGAUCACACAAGCAACCCCCCAUCCUUAUGUGCACUCGCGCACACUACAACACAAAUACACUCACACAUGUCUUGUGUCACAGUGUACCUGUUGUUGUUGUUCAUUCUGUUUUGUACUUUUCUCGUGCUCUUGGUAUUAUGUAUUGAGAAGGACUAAAUGGUGUAUUCACUUUUCUGGUUAUAUGCCAAUCCUGUCACUGUAGAACUUUUAUAUAUUAAAAGAAAACUUAAGAUAGAAUUUAAUAAAAAAAUUGAGUUUUGUACAACCGUCUGUAAUGAUUUUUUUUCUUUCUUUCUUUCUUUUUUCUUUUGGGCAUGAUCUUGGGUGAAAGUGAAAUCUUAUCUUACAAUAUGGGGUAUGUGUGUGGCUUUUUGUUUUGUUUUGUUCUUUAAUGCAGGAGGUGUACAAGGGUUUAUCAUUGGGUAAGGUGACACAGAAUGUGGUGUGAAGCCGUGUCACAGGCUACGUUAUUUAUGUUACAGUUUGACUGCGUCAACCAUGUCAAUUCACUCGAAUACCUGAAAGGAACUUGAUUCAUUUUGCACUCGUUCAUUUCACAGAUCAGGGCCUAGCUUUUCAAAAGCAUCGUUUUAUGAGUAUCUUAACUGAUAAAGAGACUGUUCAAUGCAGUGUUCUCUCUACCAGUUAAUUAGAGAUAAUAGCUGUGAUGUGAUGCCUGUGGGAAAGUAAGCCCUGAAUAGUGGCAUCCUGACCGUCCUAGGUUUUAAAUUCUGGAUCUUCUGGCCAGUUGCACAAUACUCUGACACCUAAUACA